GCGAUACCUACGUGCUCCGGAUAGCGCGGAUGGAACACGUCGCCUCAACCAGAGCCAAUUGUCGUCUUUUGAACAGUUCGUCGUGGUCAUCGCAUGUGGAAUAUUCGCGACAGCCAGUGCCAGUGCCAGUCUCAGUGCCAUAGUGCGUCAUUCGUAGCUUUUUGUUGACUCCACACAAACACCAUGAUGCUGCCUAAGAACCAAUCAAUGUGGCACGAGUAGUAUUUUUGUUUACCUUUUUUUUAUUGUUCACAAAAAAAACCCAAAGGCGAAAGUGCAAGUGUGGCAAGAUUGAAGCCAAUUCAAGUCAAGAGUCAAGUGAUUUGCCAGUCUCAUUUCUCGAAUGGAAGCCGAAACUCUAGAGGUCCAGGGCAUUUUGAAGGUUUCUGAGGAAGGGCUGAGGCCGCUCCGCUAAACCAUCGGCUUAUCGAUCUCGGCGGCGGAGUUAUCGGCUUUCCGGGACUAAAAUGAUGCUUUCUGAUUUCUAUCGAGCACAAUCCGUAAGCCACGUACCCACGUGCAAAGGAUGAGGCGUCCCAAAGGAGCACAUUGGGCACUAUCAUCAGCAUCGAGCGCGGCCCAGACGGUGCCACUAUCCCACAGCAGUUCACAAUCCAGCAGCUGCCUGAGAAGCCUGAGACUCCUCCGGCUGCUGGCCAUUGUCACAGUAAUUGGAUCGCAAUUUCAUGCCGUUCUAUGCAUUGCAUCCGUUGAACCCACAGCAGCAUCACCGGCAGCCACAACGGGUUCCCAGCAGCAUUCCAGCGGCGCCGGCGAGAAUCACAGCUACUUUUUUGAUGACUAUAACACAACGAAGACGACUUCAUCAACCGCCGCUGGUUAUCCUUCGACAGGAGCUAGCGCCAGCACAGCUGCUCUCACAUACCAGGACCAAUCCCAGUCCCAGUCCCAGUCCCAGUCCCAAUCCCAAUCCCAAAUGCCUGCCGAGGCAGCAUUGCCGGUGGCUGCGGCGGCGGCAGACUUAUCGCACUUCGCCAUUAACCCGGGCGUGCGGCUGGACAGGGCUUCCGUAAAAGCGGCGGGAAGCAAUGAGAUUAGCAAUAGCACGCCAAUCAAAAAUUUAAUUACUAGCUUUGGGCGCCCCGCUUUGAUAGCGGACGACCAGCAGCAGCAGGAGCAGCUGCCGACAGGGGCAACGGCGGUUGUUGCAACAACAACGACAGCAACAACUCUGGCGGCAACCCUAAAAAGUGCCAAGAGCACCAUAAAGCAACCCAUCGAUUCCACGCGCUCCAGGAACCAUUGGACAGUGGGUGUGGGUGGAGGUGGAUCCGCUUCUCGUGACACGGAACGACCCCGUACCUUCCGCAGCAAGCACCACCAUGAGCACCACUGGGGGCCAUUCUUCGAGGAGCCCGUCAAUUCGGGUGCCUCCGGCGAGAACCUCGUUUCCGCCGUGCACUUGUUUACGGAAGCGGUGCUCAACUGCCGCGUUGGCAUGCUCAAGGACAAGACGGUCAUGUGGGUGAGACGGACGAGUGAGAAGGUAUCCCUGCUGACCGUUGGCAAUGUCACCUACAGCGGCGACCCAAGGAUACGGGUCAAGUUCCAAUAUCCGAACAACUGGCGGCUACUGAUUAAUCCCACGCAGACUGAGGACGCCGGUAUAUACAUGUGUCAGGUUUCCACUCAUCCGCCGCGGGUGUUUACCACGAACUUAACCAUCUUGGAACCCCCGCUGAGGAUAAUCGACGAGCAUGAACGGGAUGUGGGGGAUCGAUACUACAAAUCCGGCAGCACCGUCGAUCUGCAGUGCCAAAUAUCGCGAAACUUUUUCCUUAAAGAACGCUACACCAUCCUCAAGUCAACCGAAACCACAAAAGGGGGUGUCGUCCAGAAACUAUAUAACGAGUCGAGCGGUGAGCCAAAUUUAUUGGGCAACGCCAGCCAGGAUCAGCUGAAGCUCACGGGCCAGGAGCUGGAGAAAUACUUUAGUAAAUUUAUCACCUGGACAAAGGAUGAGGAGCCCCUCCAGGGACUGACCAACAAGCGAUCAAGCAUUUCAGAUAAAUGGCUAACUAGUCGUAUUUCCAUUGAUGAUGCCAAACUCUCAGAUAGUGGCAACUAUUCCUGUUCCCUUGGCCGACUGUUUACUGUAAUUGUCCAAGUACAGGUACUCACAGGGGAACUACCCGCGGCUGUCCAACACAACAUAGCAUCCAGACUUCAAAUCUGUUCACCUGCUGCGCUCCUGGUUAUUCUCCUCGUCGUCCAUAUUUCUCUACACUUGGCGAAAAAGUGAAGGACUUUAAUGUGAGGAAUGUUUAACAUCAAGACAACAUAUUGUAGCCCAUUUUCACAAAUCAUUUACGUAGUAAAUAUUUGCGAUUAAGGGCAUAUCGGGGUG
Molecule: messenger RNA, 2368 nt
Organism: Drosophila serrata
Lineage: Eukaryota; Metazoa; Arthropoda; Insecta; Diptera; Drosophilidae
Gene: dpr18
Product: defective proboscis extension response 18
Biological process (GO): synapse organization
Cellular component (GO): neuron projection membrane
Source: RefSeq, a predicted model, not a curated record